This is a messenger RNA of Heterobilharzia americana, 3786 nucleotides long. NCBI's taxonomy places the organism in Eukaryota, Metazoa, Platyhelminthes, Trematoda, Strigeidida, Schistosomatidae. The record is from the annotation of a GenBank genome assembly.
AUGUUAUUCAAUAUGAUUAUACUUUACAAACUAAUCGUCGUUUUAAUAUCCAGUAUUUACCUAAUUGGUGUGAAUUCCACGACUAAUGUUUGCGACUUGCAGCAGAAAACAUUUGAUCCUAUCAUUAAAGAUGGAAAAGCCUUGGAAAUAUUCUACUUCGUGAACGACACAAAAGAAACGAUUCAGUUGACAUGGGCAGGUGAAAACAGUGGAGUUUUGAUAUUAGUGACGAUGACUGAAGGGGAAUCCGGUCCUGGUCUAACUUCUGACAUCUAUCGUAGUGACAACAACGGCAAAACAUUCACGAAAAUCACUAAGGAGUUAGGUGAGAAUAUAUAUAUCCGGCGUGAAAACGGCUUGCAGCGCCAUCAGAACCAGAGGGAUUCCAAGGAACUAUUUGUUAUAUGUUAUGACGUGGAAAACAUGAGCAAAUCUAUGAUAUUCGUUACUGAGGAUGGGGGUUCAACUUGGGAAAGUUCCAGUAUACCCUUUGUUUUAAGUGGCCAGUUGCGUUUUUAUCCACGUGAAAGACUUUCACCUUGGGUUUUGACACUAGAAGAAAAAUCUUCUAUUUUGUAUCUUUCACUGGACAAUGGAAAAACGUGGCGAAGCAUUCAUGAGAAUGUUGUAGAUUACUUUUGGUCUAUUUAUGAGUCAGAUCCUGGAGAAGCUAUAUAUAUCCUCUAUCAGACACAGUUGCACAAAAAUGGAACUGACAGGCAUAUAUUAGCCAAAUCUUCAGACUUUGGACUGACUUGGUCCGAGCUCCUCAAGGACGUUAUUCGAGUAUGGGCACCUCGUGGAGUUAGAGUUGACAUACCGAAACCACAUGACAGAAACAGCAUAUCUUUCGAUCCAGAAUUGGUGGAGGAUUAUGAAACAAUAAAACUCGGCCACUUUCUCUACGCUUCACAUUACGCUGAUUCAGAGAACCAAACAGUGCAGCUGAGUGUAUCGACUGACGGUGGAAGGACAUUUAAUAAGGCACACUUGCCAACAAUACAAUCAGAACGGUUUUAUUCAGUUCUGGAGGUUGAAGAUGAUUCAGCUUUUGUUCAUGUGGAUGCGCCAAAUGAUACUGGUUAUGGAGCAUUAUUUAUAUCAGAUAUUACUGGUACAGUAUUCAGUGAAUCUCUUAGGCAUCAUUUAUACCCGAAUCAUGCACCAGUGACAGAUUUUUAUCGUGUUGCAUCAAUGCGUGGUACUUAUUUAGCUACACGUUUAAAUCCGGAUCGUACACUCUACACAGUUAUUACACACGAUCGAGGCGCUAGUUGGCAUGCUUUAGGUGCUCCGUUGAACGUUCAAGAUAUGUGUCAAAGUAAAUCGACAGCAGGAAUGAUGACAACAAUAACAACACCAUCCAUGAUGAGAGCAACUGAGGAGACUACAGCUACCAUCUCGUCUAAGCCAUCUGUCAGAAUGAAAAACAAUGAGAUUCCUGAGGUACAGAAUGAUGAUAUCAAUGGGGCUGACAGUAAACAAAACUUAUUAACUACAGAUCGUAAUUCAUUGAAUUCUUUAUCCAAUCCCUCAAGAGAAACAUCCCAAACAAAUGAAGAGAAUACCACUCCGAGUGAAAUUUGGAGACCUGAUCCUAAUAUGAGUGAUUCAUUGGUUACAGAUACAUCUUCAGUAAAGGCUUGUGGUCUACAGAUCAGUAAUCAGUUCAGUAUUAAAAAUCGUGUUAUUGCAUCUCCACCACUGUCAAUAGCAGCAGCUCCAGGAUUAAUAUUGGCUCAUGGACAUGUGGCUACACAUUUAAAAAAUACACCAGCUGAUGUAUUUGUCAGCUCAGAUGGUGGUUACACAUGGCUUAAGGCUCUUGAUGGACCACAUCACUAUCAAAUAGCAAAUCGUGGAGGUUUACUUGUAGCUGUACCUGCGGAAACUUUAUGGCCUGAUGUAUUACGUUUCAGUACAGAUGAAGGAAGGUGUUGGCAUACAAUUCCAUUGCGUACUGGCCAAUGGAGUGUCAGUGAAUCAAAUCGAUAUCACAUUAAUAAUGACAACAAUGAUAUCAUCAAAGAAAAGGUCCAUGAUCAUAAUGAUGAAAGUGUGGACGAUGAUGAUGAUACACAAAAUAAAGUAAAGCUAGCUAAUGUGGAAGUGACAGAUAUCCCGUAUUCCAAGGCUCAUGGGAUUGUUCUUAAUAAAGACACUAUCUUCAAUAACCCUUCAUCGUUAACUUCCACUGCUGCUGCUACUACUACUACUGUCCCUGCUGGUACUACUACAGUUAGCAUCAGUAAAAAUAUUACCAGCUCCACACCGGGUAUAAUGUCUACACCGCAUAACAAUCAUUUUCAGCAAAAUGAUGAUGACGACAAGUGGUCUAUGUCCUCUCAAAAGUCUGAUGAGAUUGUUGUGUUUACCGGGUUAGUUACUGAACCUGGUGGCAGAGCCAUGGCUGCAGCUGUUUACGGAUAUGGUACAGCUACACAAAGGUGGAGAGUAGCAGUCGUCGACUUUCGAACAAAUGGAAUCAUUAAAAGAAAAUGCACAGAUGAUGACUAUGAGAUUUGGAUACCUCAUUCAAGUGAAGAAAGUGGUAAAGACGGUUGUCUACUGGGUGUUAAGGAACAGUUUAGACGUUUGAAAAAAGAUUCUCUUUGUGCAAAUGAAUACGGCAUGGAAACUCGUGUACAGGUGGAAUUUUGUCACUGCACCCAAGCUGAUUAUGAAUGUGAAUAUGGUUUUUAUCGUCAACCUGGAUCCUUGAACUGUGUAAGAAAUCCGUAUAUUCCACCGUUAGACCCGUGCACUUUAUCCAAAGAACAACGCCAAACUAUUCAUCACUUAGGUUAUCGUCUAAUACCAGGCGAUCGUUGUAUAGGUGGUUGGAAACCUCCUCUGUGGAAUCAGACUAUUUUAGAUCUGGUGAAAUCAUGUCCACAUGAAGUUGAUGAUGAGUCAGCUGAGCAUAAUUCAACUGCAUCAAUUAUUUCAGUUAUCUUGCUUCUAUUUGGUUUAACUCUACUUCUUGCUUUAUGGAUAAGAUCAAAUCGUAGAAAUGCACAAAUGCUAAGAUCAUCAUCAAAUUAUCGAUACAAUACAACAACAACAACAUCAGUAACCAGCUUCAAGACAACAACUAAUAAUGCUUUGAAUCGUAUACAAAAUUGGUUUAUACCUGUUAUUUCAUGGAAAAGAAAUAACAUUAAUAACACUGUUAGUGGUAAUCAUGGGCUAUCAUCAAGAUAUGGUGAUAGUCAAACUGUUCUAUGGCCACAUUUAUCAAUUAAUUCAAUUAUGAAUUCAAUGAACUGGAAUAAUGCUGAACAGAAUGUCAACUUGAAUCCAUAUGGAACUAAGUGUAUACAACCGAAAUAUUUUAAUAAACAGAAGAAUCAAAGAGGUGAUAACAACAUGAACAGUAAUCAUAUGUUUGUAGACAGUAAAAUAGUUACACCGAAGAAAUCAACACAAUCAACUUUAAUUCCAAGCUUUUUAGGUGGUGUACAUCAACAUUUCAGUCGAAAGAAUAAUUCAUUAGAUGUGACUAAUCUACUAGAAGCUGAAGAGAUUUCAGCAUCACUAACAGAUCUCAAUGUAAAGUCAUCAUUGAUCAAUUUGCAUGAAUCAUUUCCUGAUCCAUUAGCCUCUUUCACUCAUACAAAUCAAUCAACCAAACAAUCUAAUGGAUUAAUCAAUGUGUUUGACAAUAAAAAUGAUGGUAAUGCUUCAGCUACUAAUAAUACUACUAAUUAUGAAAAUGAUUUAAAUCAGACCAAUGCUCAAAACAAUACACCACUGAAUUAUCAUUAUAAACACAUAAUGAGUUAA